AUGUCUUCAGACGGAACGCAGGGACCCGUGCUUGUCAGCGGCAUCAAGGCGGACAACCCAGUGCGCGACAUGAUCAAGGACCAGCCUGAUCAGUGGAACCUGUACCUCUUAGGCCUGGAGAGAUUCCAAAAUUCGGUCAAGGAGGAGGAGCCUCUUUCUUUCUUUGAGAUUGCUGGCAACUCGAUUCUCUUUCUUACUUGGCACCGCCCAUAUCUUGCUCUCUUCGAGGCCGAGCUAUACAAGCAUGUCAAUGCGGUUGCCAAUGAGUUCGAGGAGAGCGAGCGCAGAAGCGACUAUGUGAAGGCAGCUAAAGAUUUCAGAAUUCCCUACUGGGACUGGGCUCGACCUGACCUUGGAGUAUUUCCAGCAGAGGCUACAUCCCAAGCUAGGGUCCAGGUCAAGCGUCCCCAUAAUAACCAGCAGGAUUCUCGUAUCGACCCAAACCCACUGGCAACCUACAAGUUCCGAGAGUCACGCUCAAAUACGAGCAUCAACGUGUUUCCGAGGGUCGGGGGCACCAUCCGCUACCCAGACCAGCCCAACAACAACAGGAUGAUACAGAGACUGACACAGUUCUUUUCCGGAACCGAUCCUCAGCAGGCGUCAAGGGGCAAGAAUCUGACGGAGCGUGUUAUUUUCAUUCUCCAGUCAUACCGUGACUUUGGAUCUGCGUCUCACAACCGAUUCAACCCCCCGAGACAGCCAGGGCAGCCCAACUUUGCGGAAUGGGGCAGCAUCGAGGACAUUCAUAACGCUAUCCACACCUAUUCUGGAGGCAGUGGGCACAUGGGAAACCCAGCGAUUGCCGCAUUCGACCCCAUCUUCUGGCUCCAUCACGCCAAUGUCGACCGUCUGUUCGCUAUCUGGCAAGCUUGCCACGACAAUCCUAGCGACCCAUCUACCUACGUGACUGACCAGCGCGCCGGUGAGAGCUGGGGCAACUUCAUCGUCAAAGCCGGCGACCCCGAGACCAUCAAGACCCCGCUGGCUCCAUUUGCUCAGUCUGGAACCAAGGACAACCAAGUAUUCUGGACGUCCGAGGGUGUGAGAUAUACCACUGAGUUUGGAUACGUCUAUCCAGAGACUCAGUCUUGGAAGUUUCCCACCAAAGAGGCCAUCCUCAAUGAACUUGACCGUGUGUACGGCAAGACGGCAUCCUUUGCCAACAUCGCGAGAAGUGGCAACGAAGAAUUCAAAUCCUCCACGGAAGAGUUCAAGAGUCGAGCCAAGGCGCACUUGAGAGCAGAGAACUCCCCAGUUGAUGCUGCCGCGUUCUCACUGGCUGCGGAACAGGAGGAGCAGAAGCCACUCCAGGACACCAAUGAAUCCGACGAAUUCAGUCUCCCGGAGGAUCGUGACUUGAAGAACUUGAUCGGGCCCGACAACAAGUAUCUUGAAUGGCUCUUCAACAUCAAGGCCGAAAAGGCCGAACUUGGAGGCAACUACGUCGUCCACGUAUUCUUGGGCAACCCCGACGACUCAGUCCCCCUGCUGUAUGUGACAAACCACUCGCAUGUCGGCGCCUUUGCCACCUUCGGCCAAGACGAGACCACCGCAUGUAAGAACUGUCAGCAGGGCCGUGCUUCAGGCCAGAAAAUCACCGGCCAGGUCCCUCUCACGCUCGCUCUCGUCGAGCGAUACGUUGCCGGCCUGAUCGAUAGUCUCGAGCCGCAACACGUCAUCCCAUAUCUGCAGAAGCACCUUCAUUGGCGUGUCACGUUGCCCAACGGUGAUCUCCAGGCCAGGAGCAACCUGAACAAUCUCUUGGUCAGCGUCGUUACGAAUGAGGUGACCAUUCCCAGCAACCCAACGGAACUUCCACGAUACGCCGAUGCGGUGAUUCCUCAGCCAGAGGUUACUACUAAUCGUGCUGGAAGUGGCCGCGGUGAUGGAACUGGGUACGAUGGUACCAACUUCUAG
Colletotrichum orchidophilum is the source of this 1920-nucleotide messenger RNA. RefSeq lists its product as uncharacterized. The coding region runs from base 1 to 1920 and encodes 639 amino acids. The transcript is spliced from 5 exons. The record is from RefSeq and is a predicted model, not a curated record. NCBI's taxonomy places the organism in Eukaryota, Fungi, Ascomycota, Sordariomycetes, Glomerellales, Glomerellaceae. Gene Ontology annotation, molecular function: oxidoreductase activity.